This is a messenger RNA of Bipolaris oryzae ATCC 44560, 729 nucleotides long. RefSeq lists its product as uncharacterized. The record is from RefSeq and is a predicted model, not a curated record. The transcript has a single exon. NCBI's taxonomy places the organism in Eukaryota, Fungi, Ascomycota, Dothideomycetes, Pleosporales, Pleosporaceae. The coding region runs from base 1 to 729 and encodes 242 amino acids.
AUGUCUCAACCAACAUACACCCGCGAAGAAUUCCUCUCCACCUUCAUCAAAUCCGCCACCACCUCACCACACAAGACCGAAGAAUGCCCAAUCUGCGCAGAACCCUACUCCUUUUUCUUCGGUCAAGGCGCAGUAACUUUCGGCGACCGAGAGAGCUGCAACCACGUCUUUUGUGAAUCCUGCAUCACCCAAUGGCUGAGCACCGAAGGGGUGAACUCCUGCCCAUUAUGCAGGAGGCAGCUAUUUGUCUCGGAUGAUGAUGAAGAAGGAGAAGAAGAAUACGACGACGACGACGAGGAAGAGGAGGAAACAGAAGAAGGGGAAUACGCCUUCACCGACGAGCAACUCCAUGAGUUGCUCGAAAACGCUUGGUACAAGGUGUUUUGGCUCCUUGAGCCGCACCGCCAAAAGGUCGCGAGGGGAGGCGAAAACGUUUCUGGAGCCGGCGACGAGGAAGAUGAAGAGGACUCCCCUCUUCAUCACUCCAUCCUCAUCCAUGCUUUCGUGCGCAUCCUCGCCGCCCGUGUAGACGUCCACGCCCUCAACGAUGCCACGGGGCUCACCGGCGAGUACAAGAUGCACGUGCUCAAGAUUGUUCUGCGGCGAAUCAUGGCGGAGCUCGUUGAGUACAUUGAGAGUACUGGGGGAAGGGAAACGGUGCCGGAGUUCCCAAGGGAUAAGGCGCUGGUGUGGGAGGAGCCGUUGAAGGUGGUCAUGCAGCUUCUCUAG